Messenger RNA from Aspergillus oryzae RIB40, 693 nucleotides. RefSeq lists its product as uncharacterized. The record is from RefSeq and is a predicted model, not a curated record. Bases 1 to 693 code for a protein of 230 amino acids. NCBI's taxonomy places the organism in Eukaryota, Fungi, Ascomycota, Eurotiomycetes, Eurotiales, Aspergillaceae. The transcript has a single exon.
AUGACCAAAUACAAACCUCUUCAGGAGGAAGAUAGCUCGGAUGGUUGUGAGCAUUUUGAAGCUCAUUACAAAGCCCCCCACAUCCCAAAACAACGUCCGACGCUUGCCUUUCGAGUCAGAUAUACCUUCCCUAUAUUAUUAGCCACAUUCGGCUUCCUCGAUUUGACAUACCGAACAUACACUUUGAUCCAAUCACGCAGGCCAAUAUCGUGUAAUUGUGGAGAGACUGUUGAAGAGGCUAUUGCUAAUAGCUGUAAAUAUGACUCGAUUGCAGCUGCUUGGCUCCCUCCAGCCUGUCGAAACGACGAACUUCUAGCGCAAUUCGAGACGUCAGGCCCGAACCCCGAUGGAAGCUGGAUGUACUAUGCCGAUAAAAAUAAGACACGGACUCUAUCACUUGAAGAAGUGUCCAUGCUCCCAAAGACUGGAUCGCACUUCUUUACCACACAUCAGUGGCAUCUUGUCCAUUGUGCAUACUACUGGAAGAAGAUGUUCUUAGCUGCUGAGAUGGGUACGGUGAUUGAAGCUCGGUAUAAUAAUCUUGCUCAUAUCAACCACUGUGAGAUGAUGUUUCUGAAGCGUGAUGCGUUGGACACGAUUGUGACCGAGGCGGGUGUGUCACUGCAUUCAGAUCGAAUGGUCGUUGCGAAGAAACAUGGUCAUGAAGGGGAUAAGCAAGAAAAGGGCUAUUAG